Molecule: messenger RNA, 1419 nt
Organism: Bursaphelenchus xylophilus (pine wood nematode)
Lineage: Eukaryota; Metazoa; Nematoda; Chromadorea; Rhabditida; Aphelenchoididae
Source: the annotation of a GenBank genome assembly
AUGGAGCAGUGUCUGACAUACCCGGAAAUGAAUGGCGUAAGUCCGAAGCUAUCGGGCUCUCUCUUGUUUGCCGUGUUAAUACUUACUUUCCAUUUUAGCUCGAUAUGGAAUUGUUUGCGGCGAAAAAGAAACUUUUUUCGUGGAGAUUGGAUGACUGGGAAGAGGAGGAAAGACAGGAAGAUGAAACCUUCGAUUACGCUAAAUCAAUUGAACAAUGUCAGAUGAAUCUGAGAGAUGCCAUUCGCACAUCUGCGCAGAAAUCGGCGUUGAUGAGAUAUAUGAAACUGAAGGAAUUGAGGAGGGAAACCACUGUUCAAGGCCCUGUACCCCCGCCUCGAAUCAGUGUGAUGGGUGAGACUUCGCAGCCGUCGAAGUCUCCCCGUCCAUGUUCGCCGGUGAGUGUCCAUCCUUGUCAUUCGUGGCCUCCUCAUCCUCGUUUCCUCCCAACUACAGAGUCAGCUCCAGCUCCAUGUUCCUGUAAGGUUGGAAAAGCAACAAGAAGGCCCACAAAUGUGACGGAGCAAUGCCCAGUCACGCUUAAAUCAAGACAAAGUUCGAUGAAGGCCAUAAGAAUGGGAUAUGACACAUUUAAGUUGCCAGUAAGCGACUGGAUGACAAAAAAAAAUUUUUUUUAGCAAUUUGAAAUUUUGAAGCUGAUGAUCAACAAUACGAACUCGCAUCUGCCCAUUCAUCAAUCAACUUACAGGAAGAAACAACAACAACGAAGGAUAAAUCUGAGACGUCGGAAUAUGCCUUCUUUUGAGUUCGGGGUCUUUCAUGCCGAGGCUAAAUGCAACCUGACUUCGGGCAUUAAAUCUCACCUAAGUUCGUCAGAACCCUUCCGAAAGACUCUCAACCCAAAAGAGUUUAAUUCGGUUUGUUAAUCCACUUCUGAUUACUUUCACAUUCUGAUUACAGUACAUUACUUUUCUUGAUUCCAUCCCCCAUAGGCAAUGUAAAUUAAAUUCAACUUUGUUACAAUGUGAGCGAUGUUGGUGGACUGGCUUCUGCCCCAAAAUUAAAAAGAAUUGUAACCUGAGGCGAUGGCAACGGCUAAGAAAGAUCGAUCCCAAGGCUUUUGUGGAGAAGGAUGCGGAAUUACAGGCCAUAUUCAAGAAGAUUGGAUGGGCUUCAUAUUUGAGUAGGGCAGUUUACUGAUUACAAAAAGUUUCAGCGAAAGUGAAAAAAACGAACGAAAGGAUGUGUUCGCUGAGUACUCGGAGAUCCAGCGAGAUGAUUCAUGUUGAAGAAAAUCGUAAACGGAAGAAAGCCCCUUCUUCGGCAUUGUUGUUUAAAAGAGAAAAUCACCGUAAUAAGCUCCGAGAGGCCCCUUCAAUUUCUGAUUGGAUUCUGACUCGUAGCACUCAUCGGGCCUUGCUUCGAAACCGUCAUUUGUUUAAUGCUGCUGUGACAGUGUGA